ACGAUAUCGAUAGGGUUCUUUAACGCUCGUCCCCUCCCCGCUGCAAUAUCCUUGCUAUUUCAUCUUCUUCGGAGGUAAACAUAAAUUUCCUCAGAACUGAUCAAAAUGGCGGGUCGUGGUGCGAAUCCGAGCUUCGCGAUCCAGAAGCAGAUUCGGGAUAACUGCAAGGGGGUGCAGAAUUUAAUGGAUGACAUCUAUCAUUGGUCCGAGGAUAUGGCAAAAGAGGAAAAAGCAAGAGAUCACUUGCGAAAGAACCCAACAGGAGGAAAGUCCGCAGGAAACAGAGACUUAUGUUGUCAAUGCUGAGAUUUUGAAGAGGUAUCAUCUUUUUAUCAGUUUCUGUCAGGUUUCAGUAUCAUUCGGAGAGAGAAUGUUUUAAGAGCUGUCGGUUUUUCCACUGGAUCGAGAACACUAUUAUGGUGUGCUCUUAUUAUACCACAUGGACCAGUACAGCGACAUAACUGGACACUUGCUUGGCGUCAUGUUUAUUCUAAAGAAAGCGAAGGUAGCAGCGCCGCCCAUCCGUGGACGAACCGUUCUGCCUCCGGUCGAAGCCAACAAGUCUGGCGCAAGUGCGAAGCGAUCAAAGGACACUGAGAAAAAUUCUAGUGAAUCGUAGAAAAAUAAAUGCACCACUUGCACUGCCACUUUCAUCAACACGUUUCUAUAUUUUUUUUUUACUCAGACUGACUGACGAAGGAAGACAUGGAGUCAGCAAAUGAUAUCUUUGUCAAGAAACUUCUUUUUUUGGUAGAUACAAUCAAAAAUUUUGAAUCUAAAAUUUCGAAAUUGAGUUUCGACAAUGGAGGAUGAAUUCUGAUUAGAAGAGCUUUUCCAGAAAAUAAAUUUCUUUUUUUGAGCAUAAAAGCAAAAAUUUUGGUUUUUGGGUUUGAAAUCCAAAUUUGAGUCAGAUUUAGAAAUCAAAUCUGAAGGGAAAAUUUAGAAUUUGUUUUUCUCUUGAGAAAAUAGCAUCUUGACAUAAACUCAGAGACACCACCUACCUAUUUUCCUUACUGCUGUGACAAUUUCUCUGAAGUAAUUAUUUGAUGCGAGGUAUAUAAUCCCUGUAGGUCUGGAUCGAUAUUGCCCACAUUGACCUUAGCUCGAUCUCAGAACACAUCCUCCAGGUCGGCUUCUACGAGCAGCUCAUCAGCGAGUACGUUGGAGCUUGCCAGAGACACAACAAGUCUGCCCAAGUAUUACAAGAAUUGGGGCAAGUACAACGUGGAAGAGGAGUUGGAGAAGCUCGAGGAGCCAAAGACCAAGAAAGAGGACGACUUCGAUGUAGAAAAGUUUGUGAAGCAGAGGCGGACUACCGCAGCGCGACCGAAUGUCAAGGUGGCAGUGAGGAGUGCGGCUCACGCUACAACGGCGGUCGAGUUCGCGACCGCUAAAAAAGAGGAGGCAAAUAGGCUUUUCGGCAAAGCACGUUUCAAAGAAGCGGAAGUCGCAUACGGAGUUGCACUGUUAUGGCAUACAACGACGUGUCGAGUUUGACAUCCUCCAUAUGCUGCGGUAGUCCUACGGUUCUUCAAAAUGCCUUCGUGGGAGGGAAAUUUGAAAACGUAGUUCCUCGUAUCCCUAGAGUUUUUACGGCUACGCUAGUUCUACCUACUACUGCAUGCAUUUGUAUAAGAACUACUAAGCGUCUAGUAUUUCUUCAGGCUGUUGCUGUGAUCGAAAAAUAUUGAGAUCAUCUCUUUCAUUUUUGACCUAUCUCCGAGGGGAAGAUGUUGCAGAGCGGGAGCUUCAGACCGUAUUGCACUCGAAUAUAGCAGCUUGCAUGUUGAAGCAGAACGACUAUACAGGUAAUUACCUUUGUAGAAUCAACGGUUUCUAGUAUCCUUCAACAUUAAGGUGGAUAACGUAAACGAAGACUCCUGGCUGAUGUGCCCAUCAUAAGAUUCGGACCGAUGAAGAUGAUUUAUUUUUACUUCAAGGUGAUGCUUUUUCUCCAUCUCAAUCAAAACUUUAGGAUGCAAACAAUCAAACACAUAAGAAUGACCUCAUUGCCGGAAACGCGCAGAUGCUGAGUCGAUGCAGUUCUUUCUGCAUAAGAUACAAGAAUGUCUUUUCAUUUUUUAUAGAAGAAUCGUUUCUUGAACUCUAAGGCCUACGAGAUUACAUUUGUCCUUCUCCUCGCUGGAAUCUCUCUAAGACAUUUUCGCAGGUACCAUCGAUCAGUCAAGCCGUGCGUUGCAGGUAACAGAAGACCAUGUCAAGUCACUUUUUCGACGCGGGUCAGCUUAUACACAACAAUGUCAGUGGAAAAAGGCUGCUGCAGAUUAUCGUCGCGCACUGCAACUUGAUCCCAACGAUGCGAAGUGUACAACUUAAUACCGAAAAAAAAGAGCGAGGAUCCAAAUUUUUGUUAUCUCGCGCUUACAGUUACAGCUAUCACUAUGAAUAUCAUGUUGACAUUGUAGGACCAACAAUCUGCAUGAUGUUAUCAUCCAUAACCUUAACCUAUGCAUCAAUGCAAUAAAUUGUUUGCUAUUUUUUUCUACUUCUCUUUUGCAACAACUACAACUAAUGGUCUUCGUUCAGGCCGUACCGAACUAGCGUAUGUGGAGCGGAUGCUUGAGGAGGCGCUUGCAAAGGCUCGCGCGCACGCAAAGUCGGUGAUGCAAGAUACGAAUCGUAAGCCUGUUCUGCAGCAGCUGCGCAUGCAGAUCGCAGACAAAUCCGAAGCGAAGCUGACAUGGGAUGAAAGUGUACCAUUGCUUUGAAUUGUUACGGGAUUAAGCAAGAUGAGAAUCGGUGAUGAUAGUGUGAAGAUGUGGCUGCUUGAACAAACAUUAUGUGUAGGGUAGAUUUUAAUGCCUUUCGUGGAAAAGUAGUAGAAAUGUGUGUGUGCCAUAUGUUUUUCACAGGAUAACCCGCAGAAGGCGACAGUGGCUGUCAAGAGGAGAGCGGAUAAUGCUCGCAGUGACGAGGAGAGGAAUGCUAGUGGUGCAACGAGCUUGUUCAUAUCUUCUGCUGGCGAGCAAGAACGCCGGAUCGACGACAAUGGGAAGUACAUUCCAAAGAGUGUACGCAUGGCAGCGAGUGGGGCGACGAGCGGUUCGAAAAAAAGACGCGCACAGACUCAAGCCAAGGGUGACACGCAUGACGCAGCGACAGUGCUUUCUUCGGCAUCCAAUUACGUGUUGUCAAAACUACUUUAUUUGUAAUUGCAAAAGAUUUCAUCAUACUAUCCUCAUGCUCAUAUCACGCAUCCUUUUCUUUAUGAAGAUCCCUUGUAUAUGUAUGUACUCUAAUGACUCUCUAGUACACAGUCGACACAAGCUGACCCGCAAGAUGACGACAGCGAAGUAGCAACUUCAUCAGCUUCUGCGCCGGCAAAGCGAGCAGCGGCCCGGGAUGCAAUGCGCGGAAAUUUCUACAGCUUUGAGCGUGAUUGGAAUUUCGCAGCCAAAGGCAGCAUGCAGGGGAACAGCAUGAGCGGGCAGUGCGUUGCCAAACGUUUCCAGUUGCUCGAGCGAACUGAACUAUUUUCUGAUAGUUUCACAACCGAGCUGCUGCUAGAAGUCGUCGCAGUCUUCGAGCAGAUAGCGCGAGACUUCUCGCCAACUUACUCGGAAACAGCGACAAGUGAAUCAUCAACUUCUACUUCGAAGCGAGACACCACACCAGUUCUUUUCGUAAGUUGGGAGGACUACGUGAAACGAAAAACUGCUAUCGUGAAAAAACUGGAAAGCAUCAACCGGUGGGAACUCAUCUUGCAGAGUCUCUCAACAAGCGAGAAGCAACAGCUUGAGCGCGCAUGCUGGUCGCAAAAGCGACCAGUAGCACCACCAGAAGCACCACGCGUGUCUUGCCGCAAAAUCAUUUCAACAGAAUCUACAUCCACUUCCACGUCUAGCAACACGAACACCACGAACACAGGAACAACUACAACGACGAGCCCCUCACCCUCACCGGCGUCACCGGAGUCUCCGUGGACUCAGGUAAACAUGCGAGCAGACAGUAAAGAUAGCGCCGACUGGGUCGACGUGCGAAAAGAGCCUCUUGAUCUCGGAGACCUGGAUGAUCUAGACUGACCACGACGAAAAGGUAGUUGCUUUUUUUCCGUUCCGUUCUUUGAGCUCGUUAUAAAUCCCGGGACUAUUUUGAGUCACAAUCUACAGUGAAGAUCAAGAUGUCCUUGCGGGCAAAGUCCUAGUAGCUCCAGUAUGGUACAACUAGGACUCGCAUUUUCAUCGCAGCGAGGACCUAUAAACUUUGCGCAUAUUCUCGCCAACACAACGCGUCUUCGCGCAAUACACCAGCCCAAUUUAUGAGGACGGACGUCAUACUACUAGCAGCACCUUACAUGAUUUUAU
Molecule: messenger RNA, 4325 nt
Organism: Amoebophrya sp. A25
Lineage: Eukaryota; Dinophyceae; Syndiniales; Amoebophryaceae
Source: the annotation of a GenBank genome assembly